Molecule: messenger RNA, 2753 nt
Organism: Heterocephalus glaber (naked mole-rat)
Lineage: Eukaryota; Metazoa; Chordata; Mammalia; Rodentia; Bathyergidae
Gene: Hinfp
Product: histone H4 transcription factor
Biological process (GO): anatomical structure development; regulation of transcription by RNA polymerase II
Molecular function (GO): RNA polymerase II cis-regulatory region sequence-specific DNA binding; DNA-binding transcription factor activity, RNA polymerase II-specific
Source: RefSeq, a predicted model, not a curated record
GAAGGUCUGAGGUGGGUGGAGAGCUGGAGAGCCCGGGCGCCGACGCUCCGUAAGUUGGAGCGUCUUUCUCAGCGGAAUUCGCGGCUAGGGUGCGCUCUGCGGGAGUUACAGAGGCUAGGCUCUUCCGGAGCCGCCUCUCCGAGUUCCUCUUACAGCUCGGCCACGCUGGUCUGGGCUAUCCUAGUCCUCUCACCCCGAUUCGAACCUCCCCGCUUCUGGUCUGGGGGCUUCGCUGCAGCCGAAACUCGAGCACCGCCGCGCCUCCGGGGGAAGGAGUCCCGGAAGUCCGCAGGGCUUCGAAUGAGGUUUUGCCUUCCGGACGGUCUCUCUCCGGGGCCCUCCGCCCCAGUUCUACCAUUCUCGAGGCUUGGCACGCGAGCCUCAUUCACCCUCUCCGCUGAGGCGAGCUUUCCUGGAUUCAGCUGCCUACGGGGUUUCUGGCCGACCUGAUCUCCCUCUUCGGGCGCAUUGUUUUGGGUAAAACAGGAGCAUAGGAAAAUUAAAGAAGACUGAGGGACGGUGAAAGAAGGCAUCAGGGAGUUUUGCUUAUUCGUGUCAUUAGAUUGCUGGUCAGUCUCCUAGGUCUUAUUCAUCAGUCUAAACCAGGGUAAAGGCCAUGUCACCUCCUGGGAAAGUUCCCCGGAAGGAGAACCUGGGGCUCCGGUGCGAGUGGGGAUCCUGCUCCUUCGUGUGCUCAGCCAUGGAGGAGUUCUGCGAGCACAUCACUCAGCACCUGCAGCAGCAUCUGCACAGCUCUGGGGAGGAGGAGGGAGAGGAGGAUGAGGACAACCCACUUGAGGAAGAAUUCUCCUGCUUGUGGCAGGAAUGUGGCUUUUGCUCUCUGGACAAUUCAGCUGACCUCAUCCGCCACGUCUACUUCCACUGCUACCACACCAAGCUCAAACAGUGGGGGCUGCAGGCCUUGCAAAGCCAGGGUGACCUCAGCCCCUGCAUCUUGGACUUCCAGAGCCGGAAUAUCGUCCCUGACAUCCCUGACCACUUCCUGUGUCUAUGGGAACAUUGUGAGAGCUCCUUCGACAAUCCUGAGUGGUUUUAUCGGCAUGUGGACGCACACUGCCUGUGCUGUGACUACCAAGCAGUCGGCAAGGACAACCAUGUGGUGCUGUGUGGCUGGAAAGGCUGUACCUGUACCUUCAAGGACCGCUGUAAGCUUCGAGAGCACCUCCGCAGCCACACCCAGGAAAAGGUGGUGGCCUGCCCUACCUGCGGGGGCAUGUUCGCCAACAACACUAAGUUCUUAGAUCACAUCCGUCGCCAGACCUCCUUGGAUCAACAGCGCUUCCAGUGCUCUCAUUGUUCUAAGAGAUUUGCCACAGAGCGGCUGUUGAGGGACCACAUGCGCAACCAUGUGAAUCACUAUAAGUGCCCUCUGUGUGACAUGACCUGCCCGCUGCCUUCCUCCCUCCGCAACCACAUGCGCUUUCGCCACAGUGAGGACCGGCCCUUUAAAUGUGACUGUUGUGACUACAGCUGCAAGAAUAUGAUUGACCUCCGGAAACACCUGGACACCCACAGCAAGGGGCCAGCCUACAGGUGUGACUUUGAGAACUGCAGCUUCAGUGCCCGGACCCUCUGCUCUAUCAAAUACCAUUACCGAAGAGUACAUGAAGGAGACUCAGAGCCAAGGUACAAGUGUCAUGUGUGUGACAAAUGCUUCACACGAGGCAACAACCUCACUGUGCAUCUUCGUAAGAAGCACCAGUUCAAGUGGCCCUCAGGGCACCCUCGUUUUCGGUAUAAGGAGCACGAAGAUGGCUACAUGAGGCUGCAGCUGGUUCGCUAUGAGAGUGUGGAGCUGACACAGCAACUGCUUCGGCAGCCACAAGAGGGCCCAGGCCUGGGAGUGGCGCUGAGUGAGAGCAGCCUGCAGGGCAUUAUUCUAGAAACAGAGUUGGGAGAGCCAGGACCUGAAGAGGCAGAAGAAGCGAGUGGGCGCAGUGAGGGAACAGCUCUCUCCACCUCUCAGGGCAGCUCAAGCCCUGUUAUCCACGUGGUGAAUCAGACCAAUGCCCAAGGCCAGCGAGAGAUCGUCUACUAUGUGUUGUCUGAAGCCCCAGGAGAGCCACCCCCAGUCCCUGAGCCACCCUCAGGGGGCUUGGUGGAAAAGCUUCAAGGAGUAGCUGAGGAGCCAGAGGUCCAGAUGGCAUGAAGGCUACAAAAGCUGACCAUUCCUACCCCAGGCCUUGAGGUUUGAGCCAGGCAGAUAGCAGUGUCCCCAGUGGGCAGCCUUUGCCAAUGAAUGCCUUCAGGAGUGGUGCUGAAAACAGUGUGGUCGCUUGUGGCCCAGGUUUGCAUCAUUCUACAGAUUCUAAGAACUUCCAAUUUUAGCCACACUGUGUUUUGUAGGGAUCCUGAGGAAUUUGGAUUCUUUGAGGGGAUCCUGGACAUGUGUGUUCUUGUUAUGGGGUUCUCGUUAUCAGUCUUAACUAUAACUCCCUCAGUGUUCUGGGCAGCAGUUAAAUCCUUAGUCAACUCACAUCCAUACCCAUCUUUAGGAGUCCUUAGGCCCAAGGAUGAUGAAUGGUUAGUCGCUUACAAGGGCCCUUUCCUUGAUACCAGUUAAGGCAUUGAAAACCAGGCACCCAUUUCUCUCAAGGGGUCCUCCUACACCCCAGGGACAUUUGUGGUUAUCCUCAGGGACUGGAUUGAAGGUACUCUCUGAGUGUGUGUGUGUGUGUGUAUGUAUGUGUGUGUAACCAUUGUUUUUGGUAAUAAAACACUUGGGUUCUUAA